This is a messenger RNA of Lathyrus oleraceus (garden pea), 404 nucleotides long. RefSeq lists its product as uncharacterized. Lineage: Eukaryota; Viridiplantae; Streptophyta; Magnoliopsida; Fabales; Fabaceae. The record is from RefSeq and is a predicted model, not a curated record. The transcript has a single exon. The coding region runs from base 7 to 279 and encodes 90 amino acids.
GAGAAAAUGGAGAAGCAAAGUAUGAGGGAAGACACAAAGGGAACUAGUGAUUCAGGUAAGGGAACCAUUGAAGGGCUUGCAAUUGAGCAUAGUCCUUACUUGAAUUACAAGGAUUUGGAAGAUUAUAAAAAUCAAGGUUACGGUACUCAUGGUCAUCAACAACCAAAGGAAGGGCGUGGACCUGGUGCAACUGAGGCACCUACUAUUUCUGGUGCAGAUGUUUCUUCUCAGAGACAGAUUAAUGUUGCUGAUGGUGGUCAUAGGAAAUCAGCCCCUUGAGAAAUUGUUUCGAGAUUGUUAUAUUUUCUAAAUUUUGCAUUUAUAUGUAACGUUUUUGUUUUGGGUGUAUAAUAUAUCUUGGAUUUUGUAAUAUUUUUUUCUCAUUAUAUAUCAGGUCGUUUUCU